AUGGACCGCACAAUCAACCGUCGUCCACCGGGAUUCAAGUUUCCGGUCAACCUCAACGGCGACAGUGAAGAAGGAGGAGAUAAUGACGUCUACGUUCGCGAGGAGAGGAGAGAAAUGAAUUUCUUCACUGAUAAUAGACAACAGCAAGGAGACGAUGAUCCAGACAGCCGACGACAACGAGUUUCUCCUGAUGAUAGAAUGAAAUUCAAUGUCAAUACUAGAUUGCACCUUUUAACUGGAAAUACGAGUAGCGAAUCGAUGGUUGACGAUGAUAUUUCAGCUAAUUCUGAAGAUAGAAGAGCAAAAAACGAGUUGGCAGUCGUACAGGCGGAGUUAGAGCGGAUGAAAAUGGAGAAUAACCGUCUGCAAGAGAUGCUGGAUCAGCUAACCGCCAGUUACAAUUCACUUCGUGAGAUUCAUUUCAUCACGCUUAUGCAGCAACAACAGCAGCAGGGCCAAAAGCCGGAACAAAUCGAUACCGGUGAAAGCGACGGCGAUAAUAAACUCGGCACUGUUCGACAGUUUCUGGAUCUUGGACAGGCUACGGCAGCAGAUGACGAUAACUCUCCCCCACCGUCCUCUUCUUCUGAUGGGAGAGGUGAGCGAUCGAGAUUGACAGUUCAUAAUGCGGAGACGACGUACGAUCGCGAUAGUCCUGAAGAGAACGUGUCCAGUCAGGGUUGGGGCCCGAACAAGAGUCCCAGAUUGAAUAGUAAUACCGCAACUUCUUCCAAGGGUGCUUCUGAUCAUCAAGCCGUCGAGGCCACCAUGAGAAAAGCUCGAGUUUCUGUUCGAGCCCGAUCAGAAGCCCCCACGAUUGCAGACGGAUGUCAAUGGAGGAAAUAUGGACAAAAGAUGGCUAAAGGAAACCCAUGUCCUCGAGCUUAUUACAGGUGCACUAUGGCCGCCGGUUGCCCGGUCAGGAAACAGGUACAAAGAUGUGCAGAAGAUAGAACGAUUCUGAUAACAACAUACGAAGGUAACCAUAACCACCCUUUGCCUCCUGCAGCCAUGACAAUGGCAUCGACCACCUCUUCAGCUGCCCGAAUGCUUCUGUCUGGAUCAAUGCCUAGCGCAGAUGGAAUAUCAAACAACAACUUCUUUUCAAGAACACUCCUCCCAUGUUCAUCAAGCAUGGCUACAAUCUCAGCCUCCGCCCCUUUUCCAACCAUCACUUUAGACCUGACCCAAAACCCAAAUUCAUUGCAACAAUUCCAGAAACCCCCACAACCUAUCCAAUUCCAACUCCCUUUCCCAAAUCAAACUUCAAAUUUCGGAGCAACAAAUGGGAUGCCUCUUAAUUUGUCGCAGAUUUUGGGACAGACACUUUAUAAUCAAUCCAAGUUCUCCGGCCUACAGAUGUCUCAUGAUAUGACAUCGCCCGUCGGUCACCAACUUCCAACUCAGCCGCUGCUUCAACCCUCUUUGGCCGAUACUGUCACUGCCUUGACCGCUGACCCCAAUUUCACUAAUGCUCUUGUUGCGGCCAUAAGUUCAAUCAUUGGGAAUGCUACUCCAAAUAGCUCCGGAAACACUAGUAGUGCCGCCGGCGCCGGCGCCAAUGUCACAGGUAACGACAAUAAUGGCCCUCCUCCGAUCUGAAUGAAGGUUAAUUAAUUAAAGUUGAAGAUUAUGAUUAUGGUUUUGUUUUGGUGGCUAGAGCUAUCAUGCUAGCUAAUUAAGAAGAAAAAAGAGUUUUGUUUGA
This is a messenger RNA of Impatiens glandulifera, 1705 nucleotides long. RefSeq names its product WRKY transcription factor 6-like. Lineage: Eukaryota; Viridiplantae; Streptophyta; Magnoliopsida; Ericales; Balsaminaceae. The record is from RefSeq and is a predicted model, not a curated record. The transcript is spliced from 5 exons. Gene Ontology annotation, molecular function: DNA-binding transcription factor activity; sequence-specific DNA binding. Gene Ontology annotation, biological process: regulation of DNA-templated transcription. Bases 1 to 1602 code for a protein of 533 amino acids.